AUGCCGGUCAGUCGUCGCCGUUUCUUCGCGAUCAGAACUCAUUCGACAUGGUACUCAGCCGGUUGUAUUCCAGAAUACGAAGUGGUCGCGUUGAGCUACUUUGUCCGUUAAUUUCAUCCCAGACGAAAAAUGAUAUCAGAGAGCUACACUUUACGUAUCGCCCCGACCCCAAAACGGAAAACGCUGGGAAGACCGAAAAAUUGAACAUGUUUCAAGCAAUAAACAGUGGUCUUGGAAUUGCCUUGGAGAGAGAUCCAUCCGCAGUGAUUUUCGGAGAGGAUGUCGCCUUUGGGGGAGUUUUUCGAUGUUCGAUGGGCUUGCGAGAACGAUUCGGAGCCGAUCGCGUAUUCAACACGCCAAUUUCCGAGCAAGGCAUCGCCGGUUUUGGAAUCGGCUUGGCUAAUGCCGGGGCAACCGCUAUCGCGGAAAUACAGUUCGCGGACUACAUAUUUCCUGCAUUCGAUCAGUUGGUGAACGAGGCUGCCAAGGUGAGGUACCGAAGUGGGGGAAUGUUUGAUUGCGGAAAGCUGACGAUUCGUGCCCCAUGUGCAGCAGUCGGUCAUGGCGGGCUCUAUCACUCGCAGAGCCCGGAAGCCUACUUUGCCCACACGCCGGGACUCAAGGUCGUGGUGCCACGUGGACCGAUUCAGGCGAAGGGUCUUCUGCUCGGUUGCUUGGAGGAACCGGAUCCUUGCAUAAUCUUCGAGCCGAAAGCUCUGUACCGUUUGGCCGUGGACGAGGUACCGAUCGGUCAUUACAAAACUGCCAUCGGUCGAGCCGACGUGCUGAGAAAAGGAGAUGCCGUGACUCUCGUAGGCUGGGGCACUCAGGUGCACGUACUGCAAGAGGCGGCCGAUCUUGCCCAAGAGGAGCUCGGCGCGUCCUGCGAGGUCGUGGACCUUGUCUCCGUGCUGCCCUGGGACCUGGAGACCGUCUGCGAGUCCGUGAAGAAGACCGGUCGAUUGGUCGUCACCCACGAGGCUCCUCUCACCGGGGGAUUCGGAGGCGAGAUCGCGGCGACGGUGCAGGAGGAGUGCUUCCUGUACCUCGAGGCUCCCGUUCAACGAGUCACCGGAUGGGAUACCCCGUUCCCCUGCGUCUUCGAACCCUUUUACGUGCCGGACAAGUGGCGGUGUCUCGCAGCUAUUAAAAAGGUCCUGAAAUACUGACGCCUCCUGAGGACGUCGGCUCGCAGGAAUCGGCCAAACCCGUUCCAGCCAUCCCGAGCACCGCUCGAUUGACGCUCUCGUGGUUCGCCUUAAUCGGCCCGAAGAAACCACCUUAUCUCCGGCAAUCUCCCAUGGAACAUGGCGAAGGAUACCACUCGAGGUGGAAUCCGGUACCCAGGAUUUCGUUUCGACUAGCCAAGGAUCCGUCGCGACAUUUACUCUCUCGCCGAUGCCGCAAAUCUUCCAGCGACUCGGCGAAGGACGUUCGCAAAAGGAUUCCAACACGUGGAAGAAUUCGAGUAGGGUGGCACCCGAACCGGAUCUCGAAAUUCGUCGAUAUGUCAAGAUCCCGUUGAGACAUUGCAUAUCCAUUUUUGUUACGCGGAAAGUCAUGGAAUAAAGUGUACGUUAAAAUCCCCCCGGCGAAGGGGUACAGCUACAAAUUGACCCGGACGGUUCCUUCCUGGACUUUCUCGACUCGAUCGCGGCCAAUCGGCGACGUUUCGCUCCUUCGUCGGAAUUGACCGAUCAAAUUCCGCUCGCUCCUCGAGUUCUUCCGAGGCGUUUGCAUUUUCCGACGCAAAUCCUCCGCGAGUUCUUGCUUUGCCAGACGCGAUCGCGCGGCUAACGAGCUCUCGUAUCGACGCGUCGCGACGUCGACGAGGAACCGAGUCGGUUGUCGGAGGGGAAUGCGAAUAACGAGCGGCUCCUCCGAGGAGUCGCUCUUUUUCUUCCUCCUGUAGACGUCCAGCGGUCGCAUGCGAACUCCUCGAGUAACUGGGUCGUGGUGUUCUCGCUGGUCCGCGAAGUUCUCCACUUUUUCGGCGACCCUUGGUCGAAGUACCGACUUCGCGUAACCGGCGUCGGUAAACCCGUAUGCGCGUCGCGUCGAAACGCGAUAGCCACCCCUGUCCUCGUCGCGGGUUCGCCGAGAUACGCUUUCCCUUAUCGAGGGCAGCGGCACGAUAAGCGACAUUGACACGGAUGCGGCUCGCACGGCAAUACGGUAAACAAGAACGCGAACGAGGCUCGCGCGUCGGAUCUCGCAUGUACUCGGUGUACCGAUAUCUCGCGACGACUCGAACUCCACCGCGUAAACGCCUAAUCGGUCCUUGAGGAAGACCCGAUCCGCCAUACGCGCCGAUUUAAGGUGAAGUGAAACACGUCGAGGAACUCGAUCGACGUCGAUAAAGAAGAUUUUCCUAAAUACCAACGUUGCCGACGUUCGUUUUUAUAUUGACGGCUGGGUCAAAUUAUAUUGGGUAAUGCGCUAAAUAGCAUACUUCACUUGUCGUUUUUGUACCAUAAUGAUAAAAAAAUCUAAGUAAAACUUCAGAAAUCCUCUGGA
Orussus abietinus is the source of this 2517-nucleotide messenger RNA. It is a transcript of the gene BckdhB, whose product is annotated as 2-oxoisovalerate dehydrogenase subunit beta, mitochondrial. Gene Ontology annotation, biological process: response to nutrient; branched-chain amino acid catabolic process. The record is from RefSeq and is a predicted model, not a curated record. The transcript is spliced from 8 exons. Gene Ontology annotation, molecular function: catalytic activity. Lineage: Eukaryota; Metazoa; Arthropoda; Insecta; Hymenoptera; Orussidae. Bases 48 to 1169 code for a protein of 373 amino acids.